ACCUUAGCCUUUUUGACAAGUGAGCACCUAUGUAUUUACAUUACUCUAACCUCAGAAAAUGGAACAGCUAUACUAUUAUAUAUAUGUCUCUCUGAACAUAGACUUUUUGGCUUUGUUUUUUCUUCUGUAAUAAGAAUGAAAGAAAGUUUUUGUUGCAGUCCAAGACCAGAGAAAGGAAAUCUGACUGGCUUUUUUUCAUGUAUAUCUACACUUAUUCAAGCAAUAUGUUUAAACACCAGUUAGUAUGCACUAGCUCUCUUGAGAGGAGUCAGAGUCAGUCACGGGCUCUUAUAUUAUGACACUGUUGCCUUUCUGCUGAGGAAAUGGAAACAUGGGAAGUAGCUAUGUUACCAGCACCAAGUACUGUAAAGUCAGAAGGACCUUAAGAGUUAUUUAUUUUACAUAUUAAGGCGGAAGAAAUAUGCUUCAUUUGAUUUUUUUUUUUAAAAAACCCAAGUGUAAAAUUUGCUUAGGAUGUUUAUUUCCAUAGACUGUUGUAUAUUAUACUUGGAAAGAAAAUCAAACUUGAUUGUGUAUCUUGGUUUUUUAGGGUUUUCCAUUUCAGAUGACCAUCAUUGGAUUGGGUGUGCUCCUGCUGCAGAUUCCAGCUAAUCAGCAAAAGCCUAUUUUAAAUCUAGCCAUCAAGCUUCUGUCAGGUUCGGAAAUCAAGAUGACUCCAUUGAUGGCUGUCAUCUUAGUGAUGCCUGCAUUGCAAAUACUAUCAUCCACAGCUGUUCAGGACAACAUGACUGAGGAGAAUGAUAGCACGGCUAGGCAGCAAUUAGCCAUUAAUCUUCUAGAGAUUGUACAGCAGGAAGAGCUGAAAGAGCAGCACUUGGUCUCUUGGGAUUACUUCUUCCCCAUAAAUAGUAUCUAUGGUUCAUUGCAUGUCACUUGGCAACUCCUUUGGCUUUUGAGAGACAAGACCUCCAUGUCUGACUGGUUGUCUUCUGUUAAAUCAAUGCUUCCUAUUGCAACACAAGUCUCUGUCCAUGUCGUUCUCCUGGUAGCUUAUCUCCUCAUUCAAGAGAACGGGGAUAAUCUUCAUAGUGUGCUGGAUGCUACCAUAGAAAUUGCAAAAGUGGAUUCAUCUCAGGUGCCAAAUCUGAUUCCAGUUUUGAUGUUUAAAUUGGGAAGACCAUUGGAGGCCACACUCUGCCGAGACAUCUUGUAUGCUUUACCUGCUUUGGGAGUUCAUAAGGUCUGUGUUGCACAGAUUUUACGUGUGCUGCAGGUAUUAGGAAACACGCCAAAACUUCAAGCUGUUACGUUACGUCUGAUGACAUGUUUAUGGGAGAAACAGGAUCGAGUUUAUCCAGAACUGCAGAGAUUCAUGGCAAUGUCUGAUAUGGCUUCAUUAUCUGUUAGUAAAGAUACUCAGUGGGAGAAGGUGAUUGCCAAAGCUGCUUCUAUCAGAGAUAUAUGCAAGCAAAGGCCUUACCAACAUGGGGCAGAUAUGCUGGCUGCAAUUUCUCAGGUACUGAAUGAAUGCACAAAAGCCGACCAAGCCACGCCUGCUGCCUUAGUCUUACAAGGACUUCAUGCACUUUGUCAAGCUGAGGUUGUUUGCAUUCGCUCUACAUGGGAUGCACUCUCACCGAAACUGAGCUGUGAUACCCGGCCGCUUAUUUUAAAAACACUCAAUGAGCUGUUCUCUCUUGUCCCUUCAUUAAUGGUGAAUUCGAGUGAAUAUGAGAAAUUUAAAGCUCAAGUUGUCAGUUUCCUAUGGAGCCACACACAAAGCAAGGAUUCUCUUGUAGCUAUCUCUGCAUAUAAAUCUCUCUCUGAAUUUCGUUCUGAAGAAUACACCAUCCUCCAUCUUCCUGAACAGGCAAGACCAGAAUUGGAUCAACAAAAAAUGGACAUAGAGGAAGAGGAGGGGGAGGAAGAAGAAGAACCAGAUUUAUCUGUACCUGGCCACUCAUAUAUCAAAUUGUUGUUGCUCACUCCUCUUCCUGUCUUACAAGCUUUCGAAGAGUUUGCAGCAUCACUUGUGAAAGAAGAGAUGGCUAACAUGCCUCGUGGAAUAUACCAUUCCGCACUGAGAGGUAAUGCUGUGCGUUCAGACCAUGGGAAGACACUAUCAAGUGUUCCAAACUUUAUGCUGAAAAUGCAUGAAAGGAACAAGCAGCCCGGACUGAAACCUGGCCUUGCAGCUGGCAUGUUACUAAGUUAUGAUCUUCCAAUCCAUGUGGGCAAAGAUGGAAAACCUAUCAAUCGGUUUUUAGCCAGCAGGGGGCGAAACUUCCACCAGAUGUUUAUUGCUCUCAUCCAUGAGGUUAACAUUCAGCCUUCAGAGUGGCAUCACUCCUUGUUGCUGCCUCAUUCCUGGGCUGGAUUUAUGGAGAGAACAUACCAUGCAAUUUUACAAGGGAGGCAAGCUGAAUUGGAGAUGCAGUUAAAGCAUGGAAAAGAGGAACUAGAGCAAGUGCAAUACAAGCAAUUUACAGCCUGGCUCUGGGUUAGAGAUAUGCUAACUGAUGCAGUCAAAGGAUCUUCCAAGGAAAGCCCAGUGGUUAAAGGGAAUUGUCUUCUAGCAUUAACAGGACUGGCACUUGCUGUUGCAAAGCAUGAAAAAGAACUUACUUCAGACAUUGAAGAACAAUUUGAUACUGAACCAGACUUUCUUCCAACAAAACACUGGCUUUCCAUGGUGAUCGAUACCCUCCUUAGCAUUGUAGACAGUCACUAUUGCCCCAAGGGGCGAAUCUUCCCUUGGUUUUAUCAGAAAUCCUACUCCGGUGAAAAUACCGCAAGUGCCAUUGCUCGCUCCUGCGCAGCAACCUCUUUGUCUCUCUUGGUGCCGGUUUUUAUUGUAUCCUACAAGGAAAGGGUUGAGCAAGUCCUGAAUUUACUGAUUGCCAUGUUACCUGGGAAACCAAAUGCAGAUGAGUCUCAGGCUGUUCAAAUCCACAUGAGCCUGGCGUUGGGGAUGUUUAUUUCACGGUUAUGCGAAGAGAAAGUCAGUGAUGUUGCUGACAAACAAAUGAAUCUCCUGUUGAGGAAGUCUCUGGCUGCAUUAGAAGACUGCUGCUUCGACACAAGUCUGGAGUACAAUACUGGAUGUAUCUUGGGGGUAGGACUUGUUCUGUCACUGAUGAGUCACAGCAACUUGACAGAUUCUCAAGGUCACAUCUCCACCUCUCUGCGUAAACUUUGCAAAUACUUGGAUGAUGCAGAAGACCAAAGCCGAACAUUACAGGAAAUUCUUGCCUACACAAUUGCCUGUGUCUGUAUUUCUGCAUUCAGCACUAGGAUUGUUGAGGCUACAGAGGCUGAAGAGGUUAUGGACAAGCUGCAGAAAUUAACAGAAAUGAAUCAACAGACACCAGGUUUUGCAUUAGCCUUGGGGAGCCUUGUUCACGGAUUGUCUGUAUGCGGACAUGGAAAAGCAGACGUUCUCAGCAAUAAGCUAUUUCCGGUCUGGAUGAAAACUGUACUUGCCGAGGGAGCUCCUACAAUGCAGAGACUAGCAGCGGUCAAUGGGUUGGUCUCUCUAAUGGGUUCUGAAAGUACCAUGAUACAGCUGAAAUCAGAAGCUACCCAAUCCUCUCAAUUUCAAAGCAAACUUAAUGAAGUCAUCCGAACCCUGACUCAGAUAAUCAGCUUUUCUGGGGUGAUAGGGCUUCAGGUAAACGCAGCAUGGAUGUUAGGACAUUUGUACCUUUCCAAUAUGUCUGCCACCCGUAGUCGAACAUCUGUUCCUUCCGACUUUAGCUACCUCCCUGAGAAAAGUUUCCUUAGAGCAGCCAUUGAUUUCAUUAUAGAAGGUGGAAAGAAAGGGCCUGAACAAGUUCAUCCAAGCAUCUUAAAGGCAGCCAUGGCACCCAUUGCAUUGAUUGGAGGAAGCUAUCAGUAUCCCCCUUUGAACUGGGCAUCAAUUCUUGCCCCUCUGCUGCGGCUAGAUUUUGGAGAAGAAAUACAGCAGUUGUGUAUUGAACUAGCUGUGACCCAGGCCCAAUCCUCUCAGAAUGCAGCAAUGGUUUUAGGCAUGUGGGUGGCACCGCCUCUGGUCUACAGUCUAAGUAUACAAGCCAAGAGGUACCUUUUUACUUCCUUACCUCUGUGGAUGAAAUAUGUAGCAGAAGACAAACAGCAGAUCUUCACUGAAGUGUUUAUGGUGCAGCAUUUUGAGGCAAAGAAACGGUCAAAAAACCAAGACCUUUGCUGGAAUAUUUUGCAAGGACUUAACCAAGCUAUGAAAUCUCCUAGCCCAACUCAGCACAGCUGGAGUUGUUUUUGCAAGGCUGCUGAGAAGAUAUUUGAGCUUCUGCCAGAUGAGAUUUGGCAAGAUGAUGUAAAGAUGUAUAUACUUGCAGCAAAAUGUCUCUCGGAAAUGGUUGAUACAGAAAUUGAACGUAUUACAGAAGUUUCAAAGAACAAUUUGGAAAAAGUUGCAUUUGUCAGAGUUUAUUUAGUUUCUCAAGGCAGAUUUCCUUUGCUGAGAUGGAAUGAUGUGAUUAGUGUUGCGGCCGGGUGCCAGCAGAAAGAAACCAUUGUGUGGAUGCUGCUGCACAGCUUUUACCAUGCACGAAUCCUGAGCCAUGAAAACACUGGAGUCUUAAAAAGAAUGGAGUGGCUCUUGGAAUUCAUGGGAUAUAUUAAAAAAGUUUCCUUAAAUACAGCCUCUAUGCAAAAUGUUUCUCCCCAAGAGGCUGUGAGCUUCCUGUUGUGGAUUUUCGCCGCUUGUGUGGUUGCCUGGGCGGAUCACGCCAUGCCAAUGCUACUUGGCCUUAGUGCAGACUGGUCUGCCUGGCAGCGUGAAACAAUAGACGGAGCCUUUGCUGCACGUGCUUUAGGCAAGCGUCCAGUGGAUACUUUGGCUGUCAAAGAGAUACUCAACCUUCUUCCAGGGAGCUUACAAAUUCUGUUGACCAAAGAGCCUUGGAAAGAGCAAACACCAAAGUUUAUUGACUGGCUGUUUAGCCUAAUGGAGAAUCCUAAUGAAAUGCUGUCUCAGUCUUCCAGAUGUCUUUUGAAAGCUUCUUUAUUGUCCCUGAGAUCCCUUCCAGAGUUCAAGAAGAAAGCAGUAUGGACAAAAGCUUAUGGCUGGUAGGAAUCAUGAAGAAACAGAUACUGUUAUCUGCUGGCCAUACUCGUCUUGCAAAUAAAUCUUUUAUGCUGUGGAAUAGGAGCUUCUGUUACAGACAGGUUGUUAUCUUUCCUGAGGAAAGAUACUU
This is a messenger RNA of Protobothrops mucrosquamatus (brown spotted pit viper), 5180 nucleotides long. RefSeq names its product focadhesin (gene FOCAD). Bases 566 to 5056 code for a protein of 1496 amino acids. The transcript has 36 exons. The record is from RefSeq and is a predicted model, not a curated record. Gene Ontology annotation, biological process: regulation of post-transcriptional gene silencing. NCBI's taxonomy places the organism in Eukaryota, Metazoa, Chordata, Lepidosauria, Squamata, Viperidae.